UCUCCCUCUGCACCCAAGUCGUUAAAUAACUCGCGACACACGAAGCGGCGCUCUCGCUCUUCGUACCAGGGAGGCGCCUUUAAAUUCCCUUUCACCCCAAAGCCGGUCUUUCUGCGUCACUCGGCGAAUCCGACGGAGUGAGGGGGAAGCAAAAGGCUCCAAAACAAGAACAUAAAGGAACAGGGAGAAGAAUUUUCUGAGUCUUUAUUGUACAAGAAGUGUGAAUCCUUCAUAUUGCCGUUCAGAUGCUCAUGCUCAUCCAUUCGUACUGAAUGGAUAAACUUGUUGAAUUAACUUUGUCUUAGAAUAUAUGGGGUGGGUAUCAGAUUUGCUUAAGGAUAAUGAGUCAUGAAGGUGGUGCUUUGAUUGUUGUCAUACUUCUUUUUUCUUUAGGCAGUGAGUUCUGCCUCUCAUCUAAUGGUGCAAUGUAGUUGUUGUGCUGGAGGGCUAGCUAAAUCUCAAUCAGCUACCGAUAGAAUAUUGGGUCCACCCAAGAAGUGGAACAUAGGCCAGUUAUCAAGCCAAAAGAAAAGACAAUGGUCAUCAAGUCCUGAACUUAUAGCAAUGGAAAACGAUGUCAGCAAUUCUCAUUCCCUAGCAAUGAACAAUUCUUCAUGCCCCACUAUUAUCAAUGAUGAUGCCAAGUUAACGGAGCAAAACGCCAAUAAUAUUCCAUUUAUCAACCAAGGUGCUAUAGCCUGGAAUCAGACGAGAAGGGAGUGGGUUGGUGAUCGGUCAAAAAGGCCCCAUAGAGCUCCAAGAGAACCAACAAUAAGCUGGUGUGCAACCUACGAGGAUUUGCUCUCGACCAACCAACCUUUUUCACAACCCAUCCCAUUAUCGGAGAUGAUAGAUUUUUUGGUCGACAUAUGGCAGGAGGAAGGACUUUACGAUUAGAUGGAGACUUAGUUGCACCGAAAUAUUUUGCUAGUAUGGAAAUAAGUCUGGCUUCUCAUUCGUCUAAUUCAGUGGGGUAUUAUUCUGUCUAAAGCAAAAUGUAUCGACAUUGCCAUGUGACCCUUUGACACUGAAUCUUAUUUGGUGAAAAAACAGAAACAGUGUACUCCGUAUUAGCACUCUUCGUUUCAUGGUCUGCAUA
Musa acuminata subsp. malaccensis (wild Malaysian banana) is the source of this 1099-nucleotide messenger RNA. RefSeq lists its product as uncharacterized. Lineage: Eukaryota; Viridiplantae; Streptophyta; Magnoliopsida; Zingiberales; Musaceae. The record is from RefSeq and is a predicted model, not a curated record.